This is a messenger RNA of Rasamsonia emersonii CBS 393.64, 1368 nucleotides long. RefSeq names its product HLH transcription factor. The transcript is spliced from 2 exons. Gene Ontology annotation, molecular function: DNA-binding transcription factor activity, RNA polymerase II-specific; protein dimerization activity; RNA polymerase II cis-regulatory region sequence-specific DNA binding. Lineage: Eukaryota; Fungi; Ascomycota; Eurotiomycetes; Eurotiales; Trichocomaceae. Gene Ontology annotation, biological process: regulation of transcription by RNA polymerase II. The coding region runs from base 1 to 1368 and encodes 455 amino acids. The record is from RefSeq and is a predicted model, not a curated record.
AUGAACGCAACUGGAUCUGAAGCCCGUAAUGGGCGCACGGGAGCUUCUAGCCAACAAACGGGUCCUUUUGGAUAUUCGUUUUUCUCACCACAAGACACGCCAUACGAUGUCGGCCCUGCCCCUCCACCGGGACCUGCUCUCCUCGACGAUAGCGAGUCUAACAUGCUUGAUAACUUCUUCACCACACUUAAUUCGAGCCAUCUUGAUGCGAGUGACGCUUGGUUUGGUGACCAGACCCAAGACAAGGGGACAGGAGCCCUUGGGCUCGAGUGGCCAGAUGAGCUUCCCCAGAUAUUCGAAGGCUCAACAACAUCACUAUCCCAGCCAUCCCUUCUACCUUACAGUGCGUCGAAAGGAGGAGGUGAUUCGACGAAUAACGGCAUGAGCACAAGCUCGGAUAUACUAGCUGCAGCUUCAAUGCUCUAUCAGAACGGAAUGAAUACAUCUAAUUUCGGAUCAACGUCCACGCAUCAUUUCUUCUCUGACAAUGCCUUACCUGGAAUGAAUGGGGCUUUCUCCGGUGCAUCAGGUUUCGUCAAGCAAGAGAGGUCAGAUGAUCAUCAUACGCCGGCAGACUCCAGCCCUCGAAGUUCUCGGAAACGCCUCUUACGAGGCCAGCAUACAGAAGUCUUCAAUGUGCAGGAACCUGCACCGCUAGAUCCGCAGGCGAGCGCAAAAUUCAGAACUCUCCGCUGGGGAUCGGAUGCUAGUUUUGUUGACCAGGGCUACAUGGCCCCUCCAGAUGUGCCGAACGAGGAGGAACGCACCAAAGACCUGUUGAAUAAGUUGGAGUGUCUCGAGCCGCAAACCAGCACAAACAACACAAGAGCCCCAACGCCGGUGAGGAUGUUCGAAAGUUCUCAUAGAGAUUGGACCGGUCUGAAUGGGGCGCAUCUGCCUCAUGCCCUCCAAAAUGGGGACCCCGACAACCACGACAACAGUAUGCCGCCGAAGAAGCGGUUAAAGACUAAAACCAAGGAGGCUGAUGAUUCUGAUGAGAAUGGUACUCUCUCAAAGUCCAAAAGACCGAAGAGUUCCGGCAGCAACAAAGCCAGACGAGCAUCCGGUGAAAAUUCCUCGCGAAAGCCGAAACUGCAACAGGGCAACAAACCUGCACGAGAGAAUUUGACAGAAGAGCAGAAACGUACAAAUCAUAUUUUAUCAGAACAGAAGCGACGAAAUCUCAUCAAACAGGGCUUUGAUGAACUCUGUUCACUUGUUCCUGAACUACGAGGCGGUGGAUUCAGUAAGAGCGCCAUGCUCGCCCAAGCUGCAAACUGGCUUGAGGAUAUCUUGCGGGGGAACGAGCUGCUGAAGACUCAACUUGCGGAGUUGAAAGCAAUGAAUGGCUUUAUAAUGCCGAGAUGA